This is a messenger RNA of Entrophospora sp. SA101, 858 nucleotides long. The record is from the annotation of a GenBank genome assembly. NCBI's taxonomy places the organism in Eukaryota, Fungi, Glomeromycota, Glomeromycetes, Entrophosporales, Entrophosporaceae.
AUGAGUGAACCGAAUCUUGAUUCUAAUGACAUUGUACAAGAGAUUCCUAUUUUUUUAUCGCAACAACUUAGUAAUAAUUUAUACAUAGUCCAGCAUCCUGUGAGACCACAUAAUAAUCCUUACACUGGAAUCAAUGCUCCUUGUGAAGCACGGUUUAAACAGGAUUCUGUAAAAUUAGAAUUGGACAUUCCACUUCAAACAAAUUCAAAAUGGUAUGAUCAUGAAAGAGGAAAGGAUUUAGCAUUAGGGCUUAAUGAUAAAGAAGCAAAAACAAUAUAUGAUAGAACAUGGCGCCGAGAUCAAAGUGAAGGAUUAUUAGAUCGACAAACUUUACAAUCUACAAUUGUUCCUCAACAAGCCAAUUACUGGAUGGGGGUAGUUAAAGAUGGCAAUCUUCAUUUGACGCCUAUUCGUUCAACUUUUCAAUUACGUCCAGGAUUAAAAUAUUUAGAUAAAAUAGACGAGAAACAAAAAAAUGCUAAUAAAAAAGCUCAAGCUAUGGAGGAAGAAGAUACCAAUAAUGAAUUUGGAAUCAAUAUUAAACAAAAAAAUGCUAAUAAAAAAGCUCAAGCUAUGGAGGAAGAAGAUACCAAUAAUGAAUUUGGAAGCAUUAACGGAGGAAACAAACAAUCAACUGAUGAAUUUAUUAUCGGAUCAAGCAAAACAAAAAUUACAGGAAAAGUUAAGGGGAAAAACACAGAAACAAAUACAGAAAAAUCAUCAAUAAAGAAAAAUGUUCGUACAAAUGCACAACGAUUUAACGAUGAAGAAAAAUGGAAAAAAAUGAAAUAUUAUGAUUAUGAUGUAAGUCGGAAUAAAAUUGUUGGAAAAAUAUUAUUCUUAACAUUUGUUUACUAA